AUGUUGUUCUGUGUAAUUGACGACAGCACUUUUAAAUGGUUACGCACGACAAACGGCAAUUUACCACGCUGUUACGGAUUGCCCAAGAUUCACAAAUCAGAACCAAAAUCUCACAUCAAAGACAGUUGGACUUUUGUUAAGAAAAUUAAAGAAUUGAAGAUUGAACCUGGUGAGGUUUUGGUUUCCUUGGACGUCGUUUCGUUGUUUACCAACAUUCCCAGGAAUCUUGUUUUUCAGGGAAUUGAGAAGAGGUGGAGUUUGAUUUCUGCUGAUACAGCUUUGAAUCUUAAUCAGUUUUUACACGCUAUUGAUUUAGUGUUAGGUUCCACCAGCUUCCAGUUUAAUGGGGUUUGUUAUGAACAAAUUUUUGGAAGCUCUAUGGGCUCCCCUUUGUCACCCAUAGUGGCUGAUAUGGUACUUGAUAAUCUUGAGACCAAAUGCAUUUCUUCUUUGGAUUUUGAGUUGCCUGUUUUCUAUCGGUAUGUAGAUGACGUUUUCACAAUUCUUCCUGUUGACAAGGUUGACCAUGUUUUGCAUGUUUUCAAUUCAAAUAAUGAAAGAUUGAAGUUCACAAUGGAGUUGGAAUCCAAUAAUAGAAUUAAUUUCCUAGAUACUACAGUUAUUAGAGACAGUCAAAGACUGAUUACUGAUUGGUACAGGAAACCAACGUUUUCCGGAAGGUAA
Molecule: messenger RNA, 684 nt
Organism: Ooceraea biroi (clonal raider ant)
Lineage: Eukaryota; Metazoa; Arthropoda; Insecta; Hymenoptera; Formicidae
Source: RefSeq, a predicted model, not a curated record